AUGUCCCUGGAUGCAUCGCCGCCCUCGCUGUCCCUCCCCCAGAGCGUCUCUAGUCGCCUCGUCGCGACCUCCGACCUGACCUACCACAUUCUCGAGGCCGGCGCCACUCCCGCUCGUGAUCGCCCCUUAGUCGUCCUCUUGCAUGGGUUUCCUGAAAUCGCCUACUCAUGGCGCCGUGUCUUGCCCAAGUUGGCCGCCGCUGGGUUCUACGCUGUUGCCCCCGAUCAGCGCGGGUUCGGCCGCACCACGGGGUGGGAUACUCGGGGUUACGAUGAUGUCGAUCUGCAAAGUUUCUCCCUGACGACCCUGGUGCGCGAUAUAGUUCUCUUGGUCCAUGCAUUGGGAUACCGGUCGGUGCACUGCGUGGCCGGUCAUGAUUGCGGCGCCAUCACAGCAUCAACAUGUGCCCUCAUUCGACCGGAUUUCUUCCGAAGCGUAGCUCUCAUGAGCCAUCCUUUCAACGGGAGCCCUGACCUGCCGUUCAACACUGCUAAUGAGAGUAGUAUCGAGAGCCAGGCUAAAGCUGCAGGACAGGGCGGAGGAGGUGGCGCCGAGGGCUCUGCGGCUGCGUCGGGAAUUCACGAAGCCCUGGCACGGCAUGGGCGCAAACAUUACAAGUGGUAUUACUCCACGCCCAAUGCAGGCCCAGAUAUGUCCUCGCUCGCUCCGGAAGAACUUCAUCGCUUCCUACGUGGCUACUUCCACCUCAAAAGUGGUUCGUGGCCAGGCAACAAGCCCCGGCCCUUAAGUGGGUGGUCCGCUGAAGAGGUUGUUCAGAUGCCCGGAUAUUAUAUCAUGCCAGCAGAUGCAACUAUGCCCCAAGCUGUGGAAAGAGAUAUGGCAGACGAGCCGACACAGGGCAAGUCGUCGCACUCGUGGCUUCCCGACGAGGAGCUGGCGGUCUAUGUGGCCGAGUAUGCUCGCACUGGCUUUCAAGGCGGCCUAAAUUGGUAUCGUGUGCGUACGGCUCCUGACGGCCGUUACACGCGAGACUACGAUAUCUUUGCCGGGAAGAAGAUUGAACCCCCAUGCGCCUUUGUCUCUGGAAAGCAGGACUGGGGUAUAUACCAGGAACCAGGGGCACUGGACAAGAUGACUAGUGGUGCCGUGUGCUCUGAUUUCCGAUCACUUCGAUUGCUUGAUGGUGUUGGUCACUGGAUACCCCAAGAGAGUCCGGAUGAGGUUGCGCAAACCAUUAUAAGCCUUAUAAAAGAGUUGGACAGCUAA
This is a messenger RNA of Penicillium argentinense, 1227 nucleotides long. RefSeq names its product alpha/beta fold hydrolase. The record is from RefSeq and is a predicted model, not a curated record. NCBI's taxonomy places the organism in Eukaryota, Fungi, Ascomycota, Eurotiomycetes, Eurotiales, Aspergillaceae. The transcript has a single exon. Gene Ontology annotation, molecular function: hydrolase activity. Bases 1 to 1227 code for a protein of 408 amino acids.